ACACCUACCUACAUGUAUCCAGCAUGGCUGCAAGAAAUGCAGACACAUGGAGGAGGAAAGCCAGUGAGCUGGGCAAGCUGCUGAAGGAUGGAGGAGAGGAAGAGAAGAGAAUGUCAGAAGCUCUGGGCUACCUCAGCUCCCUCAUGUAUCCAUUGGAAGGCCUCACCACAGAGGUGAUAGAGGUUCUGCUGAGGCAGUUUGCAGAGGGAAGGUGUGCUGAACUGAGUAGUGAGUGCACUGUCAUGCUGGGACGACUCGUAUCAAACCUCAUCACCUAUCAGAAGGCGUCCCUCUCGUCUUCGACCCAAGAGGGUCUUCUUUCUGUGUUCCUGUCACGACUCACCUCAGUGAGACCCCCCACAGAGCUGCUCUACGCCUGUGCUGCACUCGCUCAGGCCGGUACCACACACUGUCAAUCACAGGAUGUUAAAACGCUCCUUGAAUCGUCAGGGACUGUGGUUAACAUGGCAACAACGGGUUCCGUCGAUGUGCAGAGGGCAGCCCUGAACUACAUUAGCACCUUGUGUCAGGACAAGGAUUUCAAGGGUGUCUCUACUCCCCAACUGUUGGAGCUCCUCCUCUCAGCAUUUCUCUCCCCUACAAAAGAGACUGACACACUGCUGCAGAUAAAGUUGGUUUUCUCCCAACUCAAGUGUCUCCAGGCACUCCUCUCUCGCUCCCCCGUCCUCCAGUCCUCUCCCCACCUCACUAAUCUCCUAGCCGUCCUCAGGGCAGCCAUGACACUCGGUCUCCCCGGACAACCACACACUCUUCAGGCGGCCCUCCCGUUGGCGCUACCUGUCGUUCAAUCCCCUAAAAUUGUCACACCACCACCACCCUCCCCAAAACAGAGGCCACAAAUAAUCGCUGGACCUCAGCCGAGGAGGAGGCAAAAACGAGCCAAAGAUCAGAAACAUACGAAUAAAAUUGGACGUAGUCAUGAGUCUAGUGAUGGAGAAGCCUCGUUGGGUGAUCACGUGAAACUCCGCCCUUCUGUUAGUUUUGGUGGCCGUGGCUGUUCGUGGUCCAGUUCCGAGAGUGACGUAUCGGACAGUGAGCCAGCUCCUAGUCAGAUCAAGGUAGUGCACGGCAAGAUUCGACACCUGGCCUUCUCGUGUCUCACUGCUGUCUUCAAGAGUUUGGACACUCACACUAAGUUCUCGUUUGGGCUGACGUUCCUCCCUGAUGGACCACGCCCCCCAAACUCACCCCCCUCUCUAAUGACAUGCGUCCUCAAAGACCCACUGCCUAAGUGUCGAGGUGGAGCUCUGUCAGUUUUGUUCACAUUGCUGGAGGGGUCAAAGGUCUACCUCGCUCCAGCAGAUGACAGACCACGACCGUCUCAAGCAUUCACCCCAUACUCAGUUACCCUGGGCAACAUAGUGCAGGAGCUUCAUCGCAGUCUCCUCCUUGCCAUGGCAACAGAGAGUCAGCAUAAUACACUGACACAGGUGGUCCAUACAUUGGCUCAGUUGGUGGCCAACUGCCCCUAUCAUCAGCUGUCUGAUGGCUAUGUGAGGAGGGUCACAGUGGCAAUUGAACGUUACUCUACACACAGAGAUACCAAUGUCCAAGUUGCUUGUUUGACGUGUGCCGGUGCCGUGGUUUCCAUCAGCCCUCCUCUGCCUGAGGUCAUUAAUUGGAUCACUAAUGAAGGGGGCUCCCCCUGGAUCUUGGAAUUCUGUCUCAUACUACUGCAAACACAAAGUAUCCGAACGACUUCCACUAUAGAGAUGUCUAUAUACAGACGGUCAAGACUCCGUCCCUAAAGUCGGACUACGAGGGAACGAGACCUAGUCAAUAUAGCUGUGGGGGAAUGUGAUCAUGGACCGCUUAUAAUACCAUCGCGAUGAAGGUGCAUAUAAUUAUGUGUGAUUGGUGUGGUGUGUAAUUAUUACAUGCAUAGCUAUUAUAUUAUUCUUCAGCUUUGUCAGUAUAUAUAAUAGCUAUCUAGCUUUGAGAUUGUUAGGCAGAGCUAAAUCCUGGACACUCACGUAGAGUUGCAUGGGCACCCCUGCAAUGUAUAGUUUGUUUCUGGGAGGGCUAUAUCACAUAUGCAUGACCACUAUAUAGAUCUACUAGCUCCACACACAAGAGGCCUAUAGGCACAACCACACAGGAGACACAACAUCUGCGAGGCACAGGAAGUGUUUGAUGCACCAAAUUCUUUACCUCCAGGUCAAAAUUAAUUGUGUGUUACCUGGCAUGCACAAGCACUGAGCUUUUUAUAGCUGCUAAGAGUCUGAUUUGCACAGGGAUGCCUGGAGUUGCCACUUCAGAAUCGUGCGUACGGUGUAACAUAGCAUCAUGUGUUUCCACAAAGUUUGUAUUCAAGCUAUGAGUUGUAACAACUAUAAACAGAUUCAAACGAGAUUCUAACCGCUGACAGGAAAUGCACUAGCUUCUCCUCUCAAUCACAUGCUGAUGACAGAAAUGUUAUGCAGGCCAGGGAGUUUAGUUGGCUUUUUCUUCAAUUAAAUACACAAAUAUUAAUAAUUAUUGGUUGUAUGAAAAUGAUUCGUUGGUCCCUCUGUUCCAGCUCUCCAUGCCAUUUACACGGAGGGGUACCUCAUUCAACUUAUAUGUCGUAAGUAACGUCAUCAAAAUCGACUAGACUCACACUUGAAGCGUUUGUUUAUUUGUUGCCUCUAGCCAUAGCCGCACAAGGGGGAAAGCUAACUGUGUGUUUCUGUGUAUAUUUCAGUUGUAACUGCUCAACGGUUGCACGAGAAAACUAACAGCUUCUAUAAUUAGCCACGCUCUCUUGGAUUUUGAUUCAUUGAGUUGCAAUGAGUUAUAGCUAUUAUUUAUGAGUUCGUCUCUCACGUACUAAAGCGCUAGUAUAGCUAUAUACAAGAACGAAAAGGAUAUGCAAAACUGACACGUACAUGUACAUUUCCAGAAGCAGCAGUCAUUGAGAAUUUUGACCUCUAUGCAGAUCUUCCCCCUUCUUCGAUUAAAUUGAUUCACUUUCCGUGCAUGUAUAUCUUUUUUCAUAAAAGUUUACACCAAACAACAAAGAGUUUACAACAAAAUUGUGGGAUAUAUAGUGUACGUUGUUAGCACCCGGUAUAUCAUUACGUUUGAGGUGACCAUAAACAUGAUACAUGUAUAGACACAGUUAUUAUACUGAGUGGACCAAUCAGACUUCAUCAGGUACCCCUGGUACAAUUUUGCUUUUUAGUCCAAUUAACGAAGUGAGGUUAUGUUUAGGUCCUAUUCGAGAUUUUCCGUAUGUUGUUCGUGGUUUUCGUUAACAAAAAGGAGCAGCCUUUUUGCAGCGUGAUAUUAAAUUUGUGGUAUAAAUGUUCGCAGUACAUGCUUAAUCAGUGAAAAGCGCAAAAAUUUACGUCCUCAAAAUAUACCCGCUACACAGUGUGUAGAGUUUAGAUACUUACACUAAGUUCUCGUUCUGCAUGGCUGACAGUUCUCUCUAAUGGACCACGCCCUGUAAUAUGCAUAAUUGCAUCCUCAAAUAUCCACUUCAAAUGGUGAGUGCAUGUUAAAAUAUAUAAAUUGUAAUAGUAUCUCCUAUAGAAGGUUCUUGAUUUGGGAGGUAUGCAACUGUCUAUCUGUACAGUCAUGUAUGACUCGUGUGAAUAUGUUAAUUGACUUGUGUUCACAUUUUGGGGGUUUUGAAUUAAACUGGCAAUCCCCGACCUUCAAUCAGUUGUAUGCAUUGAAUAGUUUCGUAAGCCAAAAAAUGUUAUAUACAUAUUUAGUGUCACGGUGGGGCUCAGUCAUUUGUUCACGAGAGGUCAAAGGUCUACCUCUCUCCAGCAGACAACAUGUGUGUGCAACUCUCCCUAUAAUUAUUAGCCCAUGCACUGUUAAAGUAAUUUUCCUUCGAUACUUAAAAGCCAAAAUUGGUUUUAUAAUGGUUAGGCGAACAACUAGUUGUUCGCCUAAUCGUUAUAAAAGCGAAAACUCGGCCUGGGAUCGAGGCGCUAGGUUUACCACUUGAUCAAUUACAUGUACUUCUUCUAACAGAUUAUGCUUUCACUACAAACAUCACGUACUGUACAUUGUCUGCAGUGCAUGCAUAUUGUUGAUAUUUUUGUAAAAAUAAAUGAAGAAACACUGAGUGUUUAUCAUAAUUGCAGUAAGCAUAAUAUAGUUACGUUUCUACAUGUGCUACGUGUGUUCUGCUAACAGCAGGUAAUGUAAUCAAGUGGUUGGUGGAAACAACGGUGCGUAUUCGCUUGGGUCACUGAUACGAUGUGGAAGAGUUUCGUUAUUUGUGGACAGUCCUGUCGGAUGUGUAACUCGUCUUUGGUGGCAGCAGCUAAAACCACACCGACUGGUAAGAGCAGAUAUCAUCCAUGAAAUAAACAAUACCAUGUACAGCAUUAGUAUACCUAUAGCGAUAAUCACUAAAAAAACCCAUCUAAUAUUCUUGAACACCUCACGAUAAUUGUAUAAAGAUAACCCUAUCGCAAACACUAGUAGAAGAAAAACAUCAAAAUAGUUGUAACGGUCUUUCUUGUAUGGUCGAAGGCCAAGGAUAAUGACAGGUGUAAUAAUGAAGACCAUUUGGUACACAAUAUUGUGGUAUGCCUGAGAACCAAAGGCUAUGAAUAUUAUUCUCAACAGUAGGUAGACUCCAGCAAACCAUCGACAGUCCCUAGUACCAGGUGUUGUGCCGUUCUUGAAUAGCCCUGUGUGAUGUUUGCUAGCUCGUGAAUUAGAACACAUUUGAUUUUGCAAAAAUAGAGACAUCUCUGAAAGAAACGAUUCUGGUAGAAUAGCUGAAACAUUGCUGGUAGGAAUACCGUGAUAACAAUAAUGAUUGAUGAUAUUAUAGCUAGUGGAAUAUAUGUGCCCACAUUAAAAUCGGCUGCAAAGAAGAGGGUGUAUGUUACAUUUCCGUAUUUGUCAUAUAAAGGUACUGGCUUUAAAAGGCUUAAAGAAAUCGAGCAAAACCUGCUAUAGGACAGUAAAAAGAAGGUUACAAAUGCAUUCACUACAGAGCCUUUUAGUCUCCGAAACCUUGUUAAGCACUUGUGAAAAGGCCUCCAGCAAAUCACAAUUAUCUUACAUCCUUUGUCGUGGAGUAAAAUAAACAUUGUCAAGUAGACAGCCAAAGUAAAAGCGAUUGGUUAUAUAGAGAGGUGACCGUAAUUCAAAGAGCCGAGAGUCUAUACCGUAUAGCGCGAAACACAUUCUACAAAACGUCCACAAAAUGGAACCUCCAUUAAAAAAUUAUUGCAGCUGUUAUUUUGCACAAUCGUGAAAACCUAUAAUUUAUAUAGAUGCAUGCAUGUAUAUAAUUAUAUAGCUGCAUGGUCCCGGCUGACCUAUCUCACUUACCAGGGGAGACUUUUUGCUGCAAUUCAAGCAUUGCAUGGGGGAUCCUGAUGUGGCCUUUGAGUAAUGGAUUAUCUGCAUCAUGACGACUGCCCUCAAAAUGUUUUUGUAGCUUUCUCGGUUUAAUCUUGUGGCAGAUUGGAGAAAUUGAUUGAUUGAGAGCAGCCACAGAAUGUUUGUUAAUUUGGAGUGCUAGUAAAAACUCCUCUUGGUGUCGGCAGAGCUCUCUCUUUUCUCUUCUUUUGAGGAUUAAGUAUAGUGAGGAAUGCUCAAUAACGUCGGACCGUGUAGUAAACUCAACUUCAUCAUUGUCCGAUGUAAUUGGUGUGAUCUGUUGCAGAGGUGUGUAAUUCUGCCUCAGAACUUGAAGGUGAUCCAUUCAAAGAAAGUGAGAGGUGUGGUCUCGUGCAUCGCUUCUUCUUGGGAGACCUACACAACUUGGCAGGAGAAUACAAUUUUUUUUUCAAUGUAACUGCAGCUGUUUGCCUCACAUUCCUGCUCUGGUGAGCCUCACGUGCAGGAGUUUGUUGAGAGGAGGAUGCAGGAAUUUGUUGAGAGGAGGAUGCAGGAGUUUGUUUCAGUUCAGAGGAGGCUAUAAUUAUAUAUAUAUAUAUAUAUAUAUAUAAUUAUAUAUAAUAAUGAUGACUGCCAUGAAAAUUAAUUAUUUUGAACAUACGGCUUUUAGGGGCGGGGGGGAUAUUGCCUCAUUAAUUGUAUAAAGAGUUAUAGCAUUUUCCUACAUAACUAAUUUGCCUUUCUCUAGUUUUGCUACUGUGUCGUUGCUGAGAGACGAUUUUUGUAUCACAAAACUCCGCACGUACACAUUGUUGGGUGAUUGUCUUCCUUUUAUUCCCGUCUGUACGUAGGGAAGGUUCACUCCAGGUUUGAGGAAUAUAGCUGCAUGUGGAACACUUGGUUUGAUACUGCCCCUGAACAAAUUCGUAAGAGCACUCUUAAAUGAGGAUGACAGGGACUUUCCCAUAGAUUCAUUGUGCUUCCUCAACUGCCCAAUGUUGAUUGCAAACUGAUCAGAGCUUAUAUUCCGUACGAAAGUCAACACCUGCAUGCAUGCAUGCAACUCAGGUAACCUAAGGACUGGGUCAAGCAAUUAUUGCUGAAUCAGCGAAAACGCAGCCACGCCCACGAUUUUGAAUAUGUUUUGUGUGUAAAAAAUCAGUUUAGCUACUUAUCUUUUUUAGCUCUAAAUGCGGUUGCCUAAACCUUCCUUUCAGCUCUAAAUUGCUAGUGUAGUAGGUAGUUCAAAGGUUCAUGCAGACAUUCUCGUCGGGAGGGAGCAUUGUACUCUCUGAAAAGUAAGUUAUUAGCUUUUACAUGUAAAAUUAAUUAACAGCUAGAAAACUAGGUUUUUUGAAAAAUCUCACCUUUGGCUGAAUGAACAGCUCCCUCCCGAUUGAAAUAUCUGCACAAACCUUUGAACAGCCAUCAGAGGUCACUGUCGAUAGUAAAACUCUGUCAUUGGGGCAUUCUCUACAUAGAUUUUUCAUUAUAAUGUCUUUAAAAUGUCGUUCUUCGAACUUUUGUGAUUCUGUGAUUCUUUACUCACUAAUUCUGCAGCUACCCGUCGUUUAUCUAUUCUCUUACCCCUGUAUAGGAUGACCAGUGUGGCAUUCUUCUGUUGGCAGUGAAACAAAAUAUUAUAUACUCGAAGUUGUAUUUUUUUAUUGUAAUGUGUGCAUAGCAUGUACGCGUAUACCCUAUAUUUCCUACUACCAUUGACUAAUAUUCGUGUUUAAUUUUUCUCUUUGUAGUAUUAUGACCAAACUGACAAUUCAACUGCCGAGUUUCAGCAAUGCAUAACAGUGAUGUUUUUCCGUUCCAUCCGUCCACAAUUCCAGAAGAGUCAGUGGGCGACUGUCAUCUGUAUCUGUGGAAUUGUGCACUCAAAAACUAACUCCCCUCACCCCCUUUCAAAUGUUCUGUUUGAUGUAUAGUGCUCAUAAUUUCUUGCUGCAUUAAUUGCACUUACUAGAAGCUUUUGAAUAUAGUAUAUCUACGUG
Molecule: messenger RNA, 7325 nt
Organism: Halichondria panicea
Lineage: Eukaryota; Metazoa; Porifera; Demospongiae; Suberitida; Halichondriidae
Product: HEAT repeat-containing protein 6-like
Exons: 10
Coding region: 24-1769 (581 amino acids)
Source: RefSeq, a predicted model, not a curated record